GUAGCCCGUGACGCGUGGGGAAUGCAAUCUGCUGCGAGGGAGCUCAAGCGUCCAGGUACACCUCAGAAAAUGCGCAGCUCCUCAGACGUGCUUGUGUUGCACGAUGCCCCACAUAGCGCUGACUAAAGGUGAACUGAGAGCCGUGUUCAAUGCUUAUUCUUUUAAGAUCUUCAGUCGAUCAACACGGGGAGACCUGCUUGAUGCAAAUCUGCUCCGGACACUGCUGUGUCUGCUGAAAUGCUCGAAUUAACCGGAGUGGAUGGGAUCUGCCUAGCAUAUUGAUACCGUGCAGCUACUGCAUGCAUCCCGGCGCGGGCUUCUUGCGCCAUCAUCGACACCUCGGGUGAAACGCGAAUAGCCUACCCAUUUUAUUUAAAAGCCACCGACAUUUCUACGAAAUAGCGUGGUUUUUGUGCAAAUACAGUUUUGAUGUUGGUAAAAAGACGCGCAUGCGUUGGUCUUGGAAUAAUUGGACAGCCUGUGACUUAAGUAGGUAGCAUUCCUUAAAUCUUCGCUCAAAGUCAUCUCUCUGAUCAAAGUUAGUGAUGUGCACGGCUUUGGACCGCGGACGUUGGGGGAUUUUUUGUCUUUUCCUCAUGGUCGCCAUGGUCUGCGGCGCUCAAAGCGCCAACGAGCAAAGCAACAUGUCAUUUGUGAAAGCGACCGUCGACAAACUGCUGAAGGGGUAUGACAUUCGUCUGAGGCCUGAUUUUGGAGGUGCCCCUGUGGACGUUGGCAUGAGCAUAGAUAUCGCCAGUAUCGACAUGGUUUCGGAAGUCAACAUGGAUUACACCAUCACUAUGUACUUCCAGCAGUCCUGGAGGGACAAGCGCUUGUCCUACACAGGGAUUCCCCUCAACCUGACACUGGACAACAGGGUGGCAGACUCACUCUGGGUCCCUGACACCUACUUCAUCAACGAUAAGAAGUCCUUUGUGCACGGGGUCACAGUGAAGAACAGAAUGAUCCGACUUCAUCCUGACGGAACUGUGCUCUAUGGCCUCAGGAUCACCACUACUGCAGCUUGCAUGAUGGACUUGCGUAGAUACCCACUGGAUGAGCAGAACUGCACCCUGGAGAUCGAGAGCUAUGGGUACACCACUGAUGACAUCGAGUUCUACUGGAAAGGUGAUAAUUCAGUGACUGGGGUGGAGAACAUCGAACUGCCCCAAUUCUCUAUAAUAGACUACCACAUCCAAUCCACAAAAGCAGUGUUUGCUACAGGCUCCUACCCGAGGCUCUCUCUGAGUUUUAAGCUGAAGAGGAACAUUGGCUACUUCAUCCUACAGACCUACAUGCCCUCAACCCUGAUCACCAUCCUAUCCUGGGUCUCCUUCUGGAUCAACUAUGACGCGUCUGCGGCCAGAGUCGCUUUAGGCAUAACCACUGUGCUGACCAUGACCACCAUCAACACCCACUUGAGAGAGACUUUGCCCAAAAUCCCCUACGUCAAGGCUAUAGACAUCUACCUGAUGGGCUGCUUCGUGUUCGUCUUCCUCGCUCUGCUGGAGUAUGCCUUUGUCAACUACAUCUUCUUCGGACGGGGGCCUCACUUGCAGAAAAAGGUGGCUGAGAAAGCAGCUCAAACCAAUAACGAAAAUAAGAGCAGAUUGGAGAGUAACAAAGUGCAGGUGGACGCCCACGGCAAUAUCCUCCUGACCAAUCUGGAGAUCCGUAACGAGAUGGGCGGGAUGGGGGGCAUGGCCGGGAUGACCGGGGCUGAAAUGAUAGGGGCUCUCAACGACCCGCGGGCCACCAUGUUCUCCUACGACAGCGCCAGCAUACAGUACCGUAAGCCCAUGGCCAGCCGAGAUCUGUACGGUCGACCGGCCCUCGACCGGCCAGUCGGCCACAAGAAGAGUCGUUUGAGGAGGAGGGCGUCGCAGCUCAAAGUCAAGAUCCCAGACCUGACGGACGUCAACACCAUAGACAAGUGGUCCCGUGUCAUCUUCCCUAUCGCCUUCACCUUCUUCAACCUGGUCUACUGGCUGUACUACGUCCACUAGGGUGCGUGGCUAUUCCCGCUAGAGGUUUGUUUAGCUAGCUAGGUUCUUGUACAGCAAGGGUAAAAGAGAGGGGAGUUAAAUUCUGCCCAGUUUGUAUGACUUCUGUUUGAGGAAUGCGAGGCGAAGCGGAUGUCUUUUCAAUGUAAAUACAAUUUAUUAUAUGAUAUAAAUAAAUAAAUAAAUAUAUAUAUAUAUAUAUUAAAAUAUAUAUAUAUAUUAAAAUAUAUAUUAAAAUAUAUAUAUAUAUA
This is a messenger RNA of Oncorhynchus mykiss (rainbow trout), 2254 nucleotides long. RefSeq names its product gamma-aminobutyric acid receptor subunit beta-1. The record is from RefSeq and is a predicted model, not a curated record. NCBI's taxonomy places the organism in Eukaryota, Metazoa, Chordata, Actinopteri, Salmoniformes, Salmonidae. Gene Ontology annotation, molecular function: extracellular ligand-gated monoatomic ion channel activity; GABA-A receptor activity. Gene Ontology annotation, cellular component: membrane. Gene Ontology annotation, biological process: monoatomic ion transmembrane transport.